UGGGUAUUAUGUAUGGUCUCGCGAGAACUCACGAAGGUUUGUUGUCGUCUCCUUAGUGACCUGUCAACAAUGACGUCACACGCACUUGUCUGCACGGUAGCCAUUUUCUAUUUUGAUUGAUUGAAGGACUGCUAAGCCGCUGACAGCUCAAAGAUUAUUCGCAAAAACUCGAAAGAAUUUCGAAGAAAUAAGAACAAUAGCGUUUUGGGAGUAUUAACCGUAUCAUUUCGAGGUGGAUAUCAUUAGGAUUUAAAGGAUUUACGAAGGAAUAAUCUAUCUAAUUGAGCUUUAGUGGCACGCGAUCUUACGGAGACAGGUACACUGUAGUUACUUUUAUUGACUCGGAAAAUUUAUGGACUUACCUGUCGGCAGUGCAUAAACCUGCGUUCAGUUGGGCUUAUAUAACAGCAGGAAGACUGUGACAUCAUUAUACUACCGUGAAAUUAGCUAAAUUAGCUACCGUGUACCGAAGUACACGACAAGCAGACGGCAACAGCUUUUAAGGGUUCUCCAGCUUAUUUCCAUACUAUUACAUUUAGAAAAGUCUAGAACUAGAAGUUGUUCCCGAAAAAAUGGAUAGAACAACUUCAGCUGGUUAUCGUUUUCCAAUAACUCAAAAUCGUUCCACUAGUGCUUACCACGACCGGUGCAUACCAACGGACUCGAAGGUCCAGACGAACUUCGCCGAACCUUCCAAGGCCUACUCCAAUGCCGACUACGAGAAGUGCGACCAAGUGACCCAGGAUACGAUCUGGAAGCAGAGUGUGGCCAAGGAGACCACUGGAGCUAAGCAGUGGAGUGAAAACUGGGGCUUUUUGACUGAGUUUGACCCUAAGGGUAACCCAAAAGAGAAGGAACCUCUCCCAGAAACAGCCACUCGUUUCUCUGAUAACGUCCCAAACACAAACUCUGGAAAUUACGGCAGCAGACUGAAUACUGACCUCGGAAAGAGGAUGCAAAAUUUGGAAUUCCAGUUUUAUGCCGAAGGCAGGAAGAAGAAGCUAGAUGGAGAUAUUAUAUGUUAUUAGAUAUGCACUUUAAAUAUUCAUUUUAUUUGGAAGGACUAAAAAAAAUUCUGAGAUGGGGCAUUAUCCAGAAGUGAUAUUUUGGAUCCACUUUAUAUUGUGAUGUAGGGCCAAAAGUGGUCCAGUCAAGACGUUGUGUUUGAAGAGGACCUGAAAUGAGUUUGGAUUAGCACGCCAUUAGUCUGAAACUCAUAAAAACACGUACAGGCUUGGUAUAGAUAUGCCAGCCACAGUUGCAGAGCUUUAUCCAGCUUAUCUUGGGUCAACAACUUAGUGACAAUGAUUGCAUUAUGUUGGAGCCCUUCUUACAUGCCAAAGAAAGGGGAGCAUCCCCUUCUCCCCCCCCCCCCCCUCCGAGUCCCAUUAUUAGUCAUACAAAAUGGUGCAAGAUGGAUAGACAUGAUAUUGAUGUUACCUAACAAAUGGAUUGCGAUACAGCUAUCCAGUAUAAGAGCAAAGGAAUGACACGUAUUCUUCAUUUGGAUGAUUUAAUUCAUUCCACUUUUUUAUCUGACAAAGGUAAUUUGAUCCUCACUCUGUCAAAAAUAGGAGGAUGAGUUUGUGCUGAAUGACAAAGAGACUCGAACAAAGACAAUUAAUUGUUCUGGAAUUGCACUCGGAUUUUCGAUGGUUAAACUGAGGCAGCUGUCUGUGUAUUGAAGUUGCCUUUACUAAAAAGAGAUAUCUCUGUCAAUUACAGGGUGUAACAAAUGUACUUGUGAGAUGUGCUUUUUUCACUAUAAUUUAGAAUUCAGACUAACUGCUGUGAUGGUCUCUUGUAUACUGACAAAAAAGGAAAGCAUUUCUGAAGAAAUGUAACACUUCAAAGGUAGAAUAUUUUUGGUCUCUUACAAAAAGGUGUAUUUUUUUAUCAAAAAAAUUAUAUUGACAGAUUAACAGUAAUGUACCUGUAUUAGUCAUUGGAACAUACUUUUUAAGACUUUUCAAAUUAAUAUAUGGCAUUGAAUUUAGCUGAGCAAAAACAUGAGCUGACCAAAAAUUCUGGGCAAAUACUGAUGAAUCAGCAGUCAUUGCUCCAUUCAUAGUGUAAGGUUGAAAUUUUUUUAGUUUUUCAGCAUGUGAAAAAUGGAAGAAAAAAAUCUGCUGUAAAUUUCAGUCUCAUCCAGACUGUUAAACUCUACGAUCUGUAGGAUUGCAUUCACACUUUGUUUACUGCUAGGGUAAAUUUUUGCUGGUUUUCAUGUAUAGUAUAUUUUGCUGUAUACACAUUGUUAAAUGUUUGACUGCUUUAUUCAAUGUGAGUA
Messenger RNA from Lingula anatina, 2290 nucleotides. Its product is annotated as ciliary microtubule inner protein 5-like. The record is from RefSeq and is a predicted model, not a curated record. Lineage: Eukaryota; Metazoa; Brachiopoda; Lingulata; Lingulida; Lingulidae.